Hirundo rustica (Barn swallow) is the source of this 3171-nucleotide messenger RNA. It is a transcript of the gene DNAJC11, whose product is annotated as DnaJ heat shock protein family (Hsp40) member C11. Gene Ontology annotation, biological process: cristae formation. Bases 61 to 1740 code for a protein of 559 amino acids. The record is from RefSeq and is a predicted model, not a curated record. The transcript is spliced from 16 exons. NCBI's taxonomy places the organism in Eukaryota, Metazoa, Chordata, Aves, Passeriformes, Hirundinidae.
CGGACCGCCGGGCCGGCGGGGGGCGCCGCAGCGCGCGGCGCGGGGUGAGAGGUCGGGACGAUGGCGGCGGCCUUGGGCGAGGAGGCGCCGGACAACGAGGACUACUACGGGCUGCUCAACGUGCGCCGCGAGGCCUCCCAGGAGGAGCUGAAGGCCGCGUACCGCCGGCUGUGCAUGCUGUACCACCCCGACAAGCACCGCGACCCCGAGCUCAAAACCCAGGCUGAGCGGCUCUUCAACCUUGUCCACCAAGCGUAUGAAGUGCUUAGUGAUCCACAGACCAGAGCCAUCUAUGACAUAUAUGGGAGGAGAGGACUGGAGAUGGAAGGCUGGGAGGUUGUGGAACGAAAGAGAACUGCAGCUGAAAUCAGGGAAGAAUUUGAGCGUUUGCAGAGAGAGAGGGAAGAGAGGAGACUGCAGCAGCGAACUAAUCCAAAGGGAACAAUUAGUGUGGGAAUAGAUGCCACUGACCUGUUUGAUCGCUAUGACGAGGAAUACGAAGAUGUGCCUGGGAGCAGCUUUCCCCAGAUUGAGAUAAACAAAAUGCACAUAUCCCAGUCCAUCGAGGCACCCCUGACUUCCACGGAUACAGCAAUACUGUCUGGUAACCUUUCCACCCAGAAUGGGAAUGGAGGGGGAUCAAUUAAUCUUGCACUGAGACGAGUGACAUCUGCCAAGGGAUGGGGAGAGCUGGAAUUUGGAGCUGGAGACCUUCAUGGACCUCUCUUCGGGCUGAAGAUAUUUCGUAAUCUUACACCAAGAUGUUUCAUCACCACAAACUGUGCCCUGCAGUUCUCUUCCCGUGGGGUCCGUCCUGGCCUCACCACGGUCCUGGCCCGCAACCUGGACAAGAACACCAUGGGCUACUUGCAGUGGCGAUGGGGAAUCCACUCAGCCAUGAACACCAGUAUUGUCCGAGACACCAAAACCAGCCACUUCACCGUGGCAAUGCAGCUGGGAAUCCCCCAUUCUUUCAUGAUGGUCAGUUACCAGCAUAAGUUCCAGGAUGAGGAUCAAACACGAGUGAAAGGUUCUCUCAAGGUGGGUUUCUUUGGGACCAUAGUGGAGUAUGGAGCAGAGAGGAAGAUUUCCAGACACAGUGUUUUAGGAGCCACCGUCAGCGUUGGUGUUCCUCAAGGAGUGUCCUUGAAAAUCAAGCUGAAUAGGGCCAGCCAGACCUACUUCUUCCCUGUCCAUCUAACAGAUCAGCUGCUUCCCAGCGCCGUGUUCUAUGCCACCGUGGGACCUCUCGUGAUCUACUUCGCCAUGCACAGGCUGGUCAUCAAACCCUACCUCAGGGCACAGAAGGAGAGAGAGCUGGAGAAGCAGCGGGAGAGCACAGCCAGCGACAUCCUACAGAAGAAGCAGGAGGCUGAAGCUGCAGUCCGGUUAAUGCAGGAGUCAGUCCGAAGGAUAAUUGAAGCAGAGGAAGCCAGAAUGGGUCUGAUUGUAGUGAAUGCCUGGUAUGGGAAGUUUGUUAACGACAACAGCAGGAAGAAUGAGAAGGUGAAGGUUAUAGAUGUGACUGUGCCCCUGCAGUGCUUGGUGAAGGAUUCUAAACUCAUCCUUACAGAGGCCUCCAAGGCUGGGCUGCCAGGCUUCUACGACCCCUGUGUGGGUGAGGAGAAGAGUUUGAAAGUGCUUUAUCAGUUCCGAGGAGUUCUGCACCAAGUGAUGUCAGCUGACAAUGAGGCCCUUAGGAUACCAAAGCAAUCUCACAGGAUCGAUGCCGACGGCUAAUCCGGGGAACGCGCAUCUCUCACGGUACCUGGGUCAACAGAAACUGCAAAACCUCCCCCGGACGCUGCGAGUUUGAACAGAGACACUUUUAUUUUUACUGCCUGUAUAGCAGGCGGUGUCCUGCCGGUUCUGUUAGGGACAAAAGGACAGACCCUGCUGCUCCAGGCGGCUCCCAGGCAAUAUCUGAGUUGUGGCUCGGUACCCAAUAAAGCAGCGUGACUCUGAGUGCACAGUGCUUUCUGCCGAGGGGCUGAGCUGGGGACAUCCUGCUCCCAGCUGGCCACGGCCCGUUCGUGCACUCACACCUCUCUCCUGGCGCUCAGCAGGGACGAAGACCUGUUCUUCUCACUUCUCCACGUACUUCCUGGGGUGGGUAACACACCUUCUCCUUCUCGUGAGGCCGCCUCCUAGAAGUCCCCUGUGCAGAUACUUUUGGAGAGAGGUCAGUGAUUGUUUCAAUCAAAAAUCUGUGUUUGAAAUGCACUUGUUAAGAAAAAUAUGUGCUUAAAUAUGAAUGAAUUUGCCUUUUGAAGUAACAUGGACUUCUUCAGCAGCAAUCUGUGCAGCUGCUCAUUUCCAGCACUGCUCUUCCAGACAAGGACACAGUGUAUCAUAGUUUUAUUAAUUCUUCUGCCACCCACAACCAUGUAUUGUCAAGGAUUUCCAGAAAAGAGGAAAGCAGGUGAGAGAGAAGGACAGCAAUUAAUUCCAUUUGAUUCUGAUGCUGCAACUAUCUCUUCGCAUCUAAUUUAUUUCUAGAAAAAGUAAAUGUAGUUCAUAAAGUAAACCAUACCAAAGUGAGGAGAGAGGACAAAUGGAUAAAGAGCUGAAAAUGUAACACUCAUCUGCUCUUUCUUAAAGGCAGCAGUUACAGCUUUAUUUUGCCUAGAAAGCCCUGCCAGGGAUUUCCAGCAGAAGGGCCGUCCUAGGCUGGUGACACAGCAGCUGGAAACAGCACCUUGUAGAAUCUGUUACACACUGGGUACAUCAGCACAUCUGAGGCUUUUGCAGAGACAAGGAAUCAUGGUGGCUGUUCGUUGGUCAUAGUUUUGUUCUGGCUAAGUCCAGACCAGCCUUCAUUGCUCACGGUUGAGAGCAGAGGGGAAAACACCACAGUCUUGGCAGUGCAGAGUUGUUUUUGACAACUCCUGCCAUAACUCCUUUCCUGACAUGGACCUGGCCCCUGUUCUGGGCAGCUGUGGUUCUCUGUGCUCCCGUCACUGCACCAGGAGAAUGAGAUUUCCAAAAUAAAUGCUUUCCCUUGUAAAAAACAAGUUGCUAUUUUGAAAGGGUGUUCAUUUGUUUUUAUUAAAACCAAAACAACUCAGUUGUGACCAGUUCCUGGUGCAGGGCUUUAUUUUACCUAUGGCCAGCGUUCUGUUGAUCUCAAAAUAAAUGUAAAAUGUGCAAUAAACUAUAUUCAGCUGAAAA